AUGAUACCCUCGGGAGGGGACCCAUUUGGCAAAUUUAAGGGUGGCGAGGAGGCUCCAAUGCCAACUCAGGAGGCGCACCAGACUUCGACUCCUACCGCCAACGUAGCGAGGGAGACUGAAGAAGGGCAGUUGCCGUCAUCAGAAAAGCCCGGUGAGCAGCAUCUGCUCUUUAAACGAGACAGGUACACUACGCUUGCCACUUUUUUUGCCGGUGGGGUUGCUGGUGCCUGCAGUCGAACACUAACUGCACCGCUAGAUCGCAUCAAGAUCAUUGUGCAGGAGGGUCACCUGGUUACGGGAUCAUAUCAAAGGAUAUAUAGCUUUAAGUCGGCUCGUUUGAAGGAUGUCUUCAAUUUGAUUAGGGCGGAUGGAGGUUGGCGCGCGUUUUGGCGUGGUAAUGCUGUGAAUUGUCUUAAAGCGGGCCCAGAGUUUGCUAUGGUAUUUUCACUUCGUCGUUACUUUUUAUCGUUGUACGAGGAUGGCGUAGAGGAGGAGGAACGAAGAUGGCUAGCGCUGACUUCGCAAGGGUUGAGUCCACGCAGCAAUGAGCCUGACCCCUCCACACUCUCUGUGUUACCCCCGCCUUUUGGUCGCUAUGGAACCUUGACCGGCGUUCCCCGCAUAUUGGUUAACUUUAGCAUUGGGGCCUGCGCUGGAUUUGGGGCCCAAUUCGCACUGUAUCCCCUAGAAGUCGUCAAGACGCGCAUUGUCGUUUCAAAGAUGACGGAAUUUCGCGGUGGAAUUCGCGAGGUUGUCGCGGCAACGUACCGCAAGGGUGGCAUCGCUGAGUUCUAUCGGGGACUCACCCCCAAUAUGGUAGGGGUCUUCGUUUAUCGCGGGCUGGAGGUAGGAGUGUACUCCACCGCCCAACAGCAGAUUAUGAUGUACAGAAUGCAGAGGUAUGGCAUGAGCCGCCACGACGCAGCGCUUUCUUCCAUGGAGACGGCUGGUGUGGGCAUGGUGGCCUCCGUGAUUGCGCAGACCGUGACUUACCCACUCAAUGUCGUACGUACGAGGCUGCAGACGCAAGGCAUAAACGGGCGUGAGAUGAAAUACAGCGGAAUGAUGGAUUGCUUCAUAAAGAUGGUUCACGGGAAGGGAGUGGCAUCGCUCUUCUCUGGACUCACGGCAAACUACUUAAAGGCGAUUCCAGCGAGCACAUGCAUGUUUGUUGUAUUUGAGCUGGUGCAGAAGUUGUUAGUUGGCGACGAUUGA
Molecule: messenger RNA, 1215 nt
Organism: Trypanosoma conorhini
Lineage: Eukaryota; Euglenozoa; Kinetoplastea; Trypanosomatida; Trypanosomatidae
Product: ADP/ATP mitochondrial carrier protein
Exons: 1
Coding region: 1-1215 (404 amino acids)
Biological process (GO): transmembrane transport
Molecular function (GO): ATP transmembrane transporter activity
Source: RefSeq, a predicted model, not a curated record